AGUGCAACUUCGCUUGGUGGCAUUUUAGUGGUUCUAUUUCAUUCGCUGCUGAUAUUGCGCCGCCAUCUUUCUUUUCUUACAAUUGUCGGCUAAGAGAUACAAUAUGGGUACUGUGGAACGUGCCGGUGAUGCUACUUCCGAGAUGGAGUCAGGAGAAGAGGAGAUCGUUGGCGGCGGCGAACUUGCCCAACACCUGAUGCAAAGUGGCCUGACCCGCGGCGAGAUGUUAGCGGCGAUAACGAACCGCAUCCAUGCGGAGACGCUUGCGUCGCUACCGCCGAACGUGCGCCGGCGCAUCCGCGCACUUCGCUCCCUGCAGAAGGACUUUGUUGACAUCGAGGCCAAGUUCUACAGCGAGGUGCACGCCCUCGAGUGCAAAUACGAAAAACUAUACAAACCACUCUUUGAAAAGCGAGCACAAAUAGUGAAUGGUCACUACGAGCCUACAGAUGAAGAGUGCCAGAACCCCUGGCGUGAUGAUUCUGAGGAGGAGGAGCUGGCACGCGCCGUGCAGAACGCAUCACUGACGGAGGGCGAAGACAAAAAGGAGGGCAACGAUAAUAAACCUGCAGAACCACCAAUGGACCCCAAUGUCAAGGGUAUACCAGACUUUUGGUACACCAUCUUUAAAAAUGUGGCCAUGCUCAAUGAAAUGAUGCAGGAGCAUGACGAACCUAUCAUCAAAUGCCUGCAGGAUAUCAGAGUGCAAAUGCACGAGGAUCCGUUCGGCUUCACUCUGGAGUUCCACUUCGCUCCCAACGACUACUUCACCAACACAAUCCUUACCAAGGAGUACUCCAUGAAGUGCAAACCUGAUGAUGACAAUCCAUUGGAGUUUGAGGGACCAGAGAUUUACUCUUGCAAGGGUUGUGAGAUAAACUGGAAGAAGGGCAAGAAUGUGACAGUGAAGACAAUAAAGAAGAAGCAGAAGCACAAGUCUCGCGGCUCUGUACGCAUCGUCACCAAGUCGGUGCAGGCUGACUCCUUCUUCAACUUCUUCUCCCCGCCUGCAGUGCCCGAGGACCCAGACUCUGAUAUACAGAAUCUGUUAACCGCUGACUUCGAGAUCGGGCACUACAUCCGUGAACGUGUAGUGUCUCGCGCUGUGCUCAUCUACACCGGAGAGGGGCUGGACGAUGAUGAUGACGACUACGAAGAGGAGGAGGAUUCUUAUUCCGACGAAGAUUCCGGCACUGAGGAGGUUUCCGACGCCGAGGAUUGAUGCGACCGUCCCUUGUGAUACAACACGCCUAUUGCCCCUCCACCUCGAUUACUUAGGUCAAAAGUCGAACUACAUAGGUCAAAACUUAGCGACACAUUUGAUCUAAGUUUUAUAUGAGAACUAUUUUAUUGCACACAAAAUUAUUGUGCCUUUUUUUCAUACCGCUAAAGUCAUAUCAAUGUUCAUAUCUUGAAUAUUUUUGCGAUGUACCAAAAAUAAAUCCUAUUUUUUUUUUCGGACGUUAAGUGAUAAUUAAUACUCUCUGAGAAUCGGGAACUAAGAGUUCCGAGAACGCGAGUUCUGUCUUUCCUAGUUCGUGUUAAUGCGUCGUGAAAUUUAAUAAAUUGAUAGUAUUUUUGCGCUAGAUAGGUUAGGAAUUUCUCGCAUUUAUAUAUAAAUAUAUAAUUCUAUGCAUGAUUUAUCAAUCUAAUAGAUAAAUAUGUUUUAGAUGGAAAGCCUUCGUGGCUAGAUCAUAGCGAGAACAAAUGGUGCCUUAUGUAAUGCAUGUUAAUUGUUAGACAUUCAACACAUAUACUGCAUUUCUAGAUUAGUUAUAUACAAUUCUCGUUUCUAUUUAUUAUAUACAUAAAUAAUUGUAAUAGCGUAUAUUUUGUUUACGAGUUUUACAUACGUUGUUUGUGUACUAGAAAUUUCAUGUGAUAUUAAUGUUCUCUAAGGCUAUUUAAUUAUUUCCUACUCUGAGAAGCUGGCAUUCCAACAUUGUGAAAUGUUCACGUCACACGAAUAUGGUCGAAUCUCUCUCUUGUUAGUGCCAAAAUGCAUUUUUUUUAUAUCUUAUCGAUUGAUAACUGAAAAACUGUGAUCUUGUCUUAUUCUAAAAUACAUUUAUACACUCGGCCGACUGGACUAGGAAUAUGUAUAGUUUUUCUAAAUAUGACAUAUAUGAGACCGUUUUCAUUUUGUUAAAACUCAAUAUAUGUAAAAUGAAGGCAUUUGCUCUAGUUUCACAUGUUGUGGUCAAAAACUUGACUAGAUUCUAAAGACGAAAGACUAAUGUAGGCGAUGACUUUAAUAAUGUUUUGUGAAACUAGUUCCAAGUGUUUUUCUUUUAAAUGUAUUGUAUAUUUUUGUUUAAUGUUUUCUUCUAUUGAAGUCUGCAUAAUGUGUAGCUGUUGCGGCUGCUAAGGUAGUGUUACGUACAUGGUUAUGGCUUAUAUGUUUUGGCAUGAUGUCCCAGUGACGACAUUAAAAAAAAUUGUAUGCUUUUUA
This is a messenger RNA of Papilio machaon (common yellow swallowtail), 2452 nucleotides long. Its product is annotated as nucleosome assembly protein 1-like 1. The transcript is spliced from 9 exons. The record is from RefSeq and is a predicted model, not a curated record. NCBI's taxonomy places the organism in Eukaryota, Metazoa, Arthropoda, Insecta, Lepidoptera, Papilionidae. Gene Ontology annotation, cellular component: chromatin; nucleus. Bases 104 to 1222 code for a protein of 372 amino acids. Gene Ontology annotation, biological process: nucleosome assembly. Gene Ontology annotation, molecular function: chromatin binding; histone binding.